Scaptodrosophila lebanonensis is the source of this 2214-nucleotide messenger RNA. RefSeq names its product zinc finger MYND domain-containing protein 11. Gene Ontology annotation, biological process: regulation of transcription elongation by RNA polymerase II. The transcript is spliced from 3 exons. The record is from RefSeq and is a predicted model, not a curated record. Bases 18 to 1802 code for a protein of 594 amino acids. Gene Ontology annotation, molecular function: transcription corepressor activity; protein binding. NCBI's taxonomy places the organism in Eukaryota, Metazoa, Arthropoda, Insecta, Diptera, Drosophilidae.
ACAAUACGUACAUAUGCAUGAUGCAGGAUUUCCCACCAUGUGCAAUACGCAUUUGGAUGCUGAAACUACAAAAUGGAGCCACCCUGUCCAUAAAUGCAAUAGCAGGUUUGCUGCACUCUUUGCCACUUGACGAAUCUCGAAAUGCCGUAAAUAUUGCGCUAAAGGCGGGAAUUCUAGUACCAGCGGCCAUGGGAAAACAUCGGCGUAUCAAAGUAGGGUUCUGUCAAAAAUUAAGCAGCUUACCAACUUCAAAGAGCGACCCUUAUUGCUACGAGUGUCAUUUACCCGAUUCUGGAUCAGAGUUGUUGAUACGCUGCUCCGCUUGUCAACGUUCUUUCCAUGGAACUUGUCAACGCAGAAAUCCACAAAAACCCAACUAUGAGGUGCCAUCGAAUCAAGGGCAGCCUCAUCGUUUUCCACUCAAUGAAUCGGACCUGGAGGACGAAUUAAUGGGUGAAGAAAUAGAUGAGGGACACACUUUGGAAACACCAGCUCCUCUUAUUGAAACUAACAAUAACACCUACGAGUUCGAUUGUGGUGUAAUCACGCCCUUCAAAUGUGAGUACAACGAUGACGAAGUACUAUUUGUUUGCGAAAAGCUAGCGCCGGAACGGAUGCGCAAGCAUGUAGAAAAAAUUAAAAAAGAGCCUGAUCUUCAGGAUUCUUCUUCAUUGAGCAGUGGGGAGCUAGAACAACAAAUGUGUACUGCAUGUCGGCUGCUCGAAUUGCGACAGCUGCACAAUCCACCACAUAUGACCAGAGAAGAACUAUGUUUCCUGCUUUCCGCCUCUUUUGCCGUCCAUCGCAGUUGGUUGGAUACAGAUGUCCAAAGAUAUAUGGCUAAAAACCUAAAGGCCUGUGAUAUUGCACUAAUAAAGCGCCUGCUCUUUCACAACGAAAUACUCGGCGUUUCGAAAAUAAGCGAUAACAUAGCCGCAAAAAAAUACAAUUAUUUAAUGGAAUUUCUGGUCGAUCUGUUAGACUUGCAGCACAAUAUAGGUGUAUUUUUCGGCGCACAGUGUAAGGAAUACGAGGCUACAAAGUGGCUGUUGCGUGACGUAACACACGACAUUCGCGAAAUUCGAAGUUGUUCAGACUGCUUUAGAUACUCGAUUGAGCCUAACAAGUCGCCGUUUUGGUUCGCAAAGCCUUGCCUGCAAAGACAUGAGCUUGUAUAUGCCAAGCACGGUGCGUAUCCCUAUUGGCCCGCCAAGGUCAUACGAGUUCUGACCAAACUCAGCAAAUACGACGUGAGGUUUUUUGGUGGCUCCCAUUCGCGCGCAUUGGUCCCUGCACAUCAUAUUUUGUCCAUCGACACGGAUAUCUCGCUUUACGAAACUAAAACUUCUCGCGCAUGGAACUUAUCAAUGAGGGAACUGGGAUAUUUUAAGGCACUGUCGCAUUUUCCCGCCUCCUUUUUUGGUUUUAAUGCCGAUCUCAAUAGGACGGCCAGUUUUGUAAAUAACGUACUUAGACAUUAUAUUGAGGCAGACGAAUUAAGAACGACAAAGCGUAUGCGUUCGGCAACGCCAUCGCUACCGAAAAAAGCCAAGAAAACAACAUAUGACAAAUUGUGUUCUGUGGAAACCCGCUUAGUGGUCAAUGAUGAAUUAUCAAAAUGUCAGGCUGAUUUGGCCACCAUGCAGAAUCUCAUAAAUGAGGUUAAACGUAAGCGUUGGUGCCACUACUGUCUGCAGGAGGCCAAAUUCGACUGCUGUUUUGCGGCUUCAUAUUGCACCAUGGAAUGCCAACGCCGUGAUGGACGCCGACACCAACCGGUUUGCACAGCAGAGCAGUCCUGAUACGUGUUAGAAACUGUUUGCGUAAAAAGCGAAGAUCCCAAUAUUAUUCAUUAUCCCUUUCUUUUCAUGAGCAACAUUUUAAAAAUGGCUCUUGUGAGUUUUAAGCAUAUGUACAUAUUUAAAUAUUUGUAUAUGUAAUCUCUUGCUCUAUACCUACAUACAUAUAAAUAUACAUAGUAUAAAUUGCUGUAUAUCUACAUACAUAUAAAAAUACAUAGUAUAUAUAUAUACACAUAUAUACAUACAAACAUACUACUGAACAAGUCGUGCUGUGCUUUUACAUGCGAUUACCAAUUGACGGUGAUAAAUAAAUAAUUUUGGCCACAUUUCAUAAUGGGUCAUUAGAAAUAACUAUAUUUUUGUCUGUGAUUGUAAAUUUUUGUUCAUAAAAUAUAAAGGACCCAAAUAUUAA